This is a messenger RNA of Monomorium pharaonis (pharaoh ant), 2815 nucleotides long. RefSeq lists its product as uncharacterized. NCBI's taxonomy places the organism in Eukaryota, Metazoa, Arthropoda, Insecta, Hymenoptera, Formicidae. The transcript has a single exon. The record is from RefSeq and is a predicted model, not a curated record. Bases 759 to 2789 code for a protein of 676 amino acids.
AUUUUUGGCAAUUAAAAUAUUAAUACUCGAUCCACAUAUCGAAAAAAAAUUCUAUUAAUUCAGACUAUUAAAUUAUUUUUUCGAUUUUACUUGUUCAUUGUACAUUUCUAUAAUUUUUAAGUUUUUAUUGAAUAAUAGACGAAAACAGCUGCAAUCCAGGCUCUCAUGAGUUUUCUUCGUUUUUAUUGAUUCAAAGCGGUUAAAAUAAAAAUAAUAUCUUUAUAUCUAAUAUAUAUUUUUUUGGCGUAAAUAAAUAAUUCCUUUUUUCUACAUAGGUUUUGAAUUCCUGUUUAUAAUUUUUUUCUAUCUAUAACUCAGAUUAAUCUUUCAUUAUCACAUUUACUCAAUUUGCAUUUAAUGCAUAUCUUGAUUUUUCGUCCGCCACCAACGCGCGCGAACGCGAAUAACGUCCAUUAACUCAUUAAUAGAGGGCGCGCGGUAAUGUGCUUACUUGUGAAAAGAUUUAGAACAAUAAGGGGAUAUAAUACGGGACCGCGGUCAUUGAAAUGAGAUUCCCUUGUUGGCCUAAUUGUAUGCUGAGCAUACUUUAGCCAAACAUAUUAAAGAGAACAUUUAUUUAUUUCUCAAUUUACCUUUCUUUUGCAAUAUGUAAAUUUUCUUUACUAUAUUAUAUAAUAUUUCUUAGAGUAGUUAAUUUGUUUUUUGUUCACGCAUUUAUUCGCAGUUUUCAUUUGAUAAUUUUAUUAAUAGUUCUUAAAAUAUAUUAAUCAACUAAUUUAGAUUAUAAAUAUCAAAACAUGGUUUCUCUCACGCGACUUGAACUGUAUAAGGUAAUAGAGGAUGUUCAACCGUCUUCUCGGUUCGAAUUUUUACGAAGCUUUAUUUUAAAUAAAUUAGGUCUUUCGGAAUGUUUGCCUUCUAUCGAAAAAGAUCUGAAUAAUUCUAUUCACCUCUUUCUCAAUAAGAUUACGCAGAAAAAAUUAAAAUUACGAAAAAGUUCGGAUGAAUUCAUCAAAAAAUCAAGAUCAUGGCUAGACAAGGAAUUCAUCAUUCCAAAUUCAUUACUUUCUUUUCGUAAAAAUAAAAUGAAUAUUACGGAAUCUGCUUGUUCCGGUAAACGCGGGCGUCCGAAAGUUCCAUUUGAAGAUGCAAGCGAAAGAACAAAAAGACGACAUUGUUCGGAAUUGUUAUCGUCUUAUUCCGUCGAACAAGUCGCAUCGGCUGCAACUAGGACUUUACGUAAGGAUGAUAAAAGACAAGUUGCUCAUUUCGUCAAUAAUAUUAUAUCGUCUGGCUCCAUUCCAAAACAACCUGAGAAACCUGAGAAUCGUCAAUAUUCAGAAGAUCAAGCGUUAUCAUUACUUAUAAGAGGAAAACUUACGAAAUCCCAAUAUAAUUUAAUCCGUUUGGGAGCAAAGGAGAUGGGAAGUGAUUUGUAUCCUAGUUAUAAACGGAUACUUGAGGCAAAGAAGCAAUGCUAUCCUAACGGAAUUACAGUUACUGAUGAUUCUGCAGAAGUUUCCCUGCAGUCUCUUUUAAAUCAUACGGCUUCUCGUUUGCUUCAAACAUGUGAGACCGUUUUGAUUUCAUUGGGUACAUCAGUACAAAAACUUGAAUUAAUUGUAAAAUGGGGUUUUGACGGUUCAUCUGGACAAUCCCAGUAUAAGCAAAACGCUUCUUCCGGUUUGAAAUCUUCAGAUCACAAUCUUUUUGCGACAUGGCUCGUUCCAUUACAGCUCAGAUAUACUUUUCCAAAUGGAAACAUGGCCAUAUUGUGGAGCAAUCCUCGUUCAGUGAGAUACAGCAGGCCUUUACGUUUUCAAUUUCUGAAAGAAACUGCAACCGUUAUUAGAACUGAAGAAGAAUACGUGACUUCACAGAUUACUAAAUUGUUACCAUUGAAGUUGGAACAACCAUUCGAAAUCAUGGUGAAUUUCAAAAUGGUAUUAACCAUGGCUGACGGAAAGGUAUGGAACGCGUUGAAGGACACCUCCAGCAUGAUGUGUUAUAUAUGUAAGGCAACCUCUAAAAACCUAAAACAGUUAGACCUAUCGAAUCGUUGCAUAGAUGAAUCUGCUUUGUCAUUUGGUAUCUCUCCACUCCAUUGCUUAAUAAGAUAUUUCGAGUGUCUGAUUCAUAUUGCGUACAGAAUCCCACUGAAAAAAUGGCGCAUUACGGGCAUCGAUAAAAUAGAAUUCGAGAAACAAAAAAAAUGCAUUCAAGAUCAGCUCCGACAACGACUGGGAUUAAUUGUAGAUAUGCCAAAGCAAGGAAGUGGAAACACGAAUGACGGCAACAGUGCCCGUAGAUUCUUCGAGAAUCCGGUAGUGUCCAGUCAAAUUACUGGAGUUGAUAAAGAUCUUGUCGUCAGAUUUUCUACAUUAUUGAAAGCCAUUUCUUCUGGUUUUGAAAUUGAUUCCAUUAAAUUUGGAAAAUAUUGUAAAGAAACUGCAGAUCUAUAUAGGAAGGUUUAUAAUUGGUAUCCAAUGCCUCCAACUGUACAUAAAUUAUUGGAUCAUGGUGAGAUGAUUGUAUCGUCAGCCAUUCUCCCCAUUGGGCAGUUAUCUGAAGAAGCUCAAGAGGCAAGAAACAAAGAUUGUCGAUACUUCAGAGAGCACCAUACCAGAAAACGUUCGCGGGUAGCAACAAAUGAGGAUUUAUUUAAAAGAUUACUUGCUUCGUCUGAUCCUUAUAUUACAUCUCUCAGACGAAUGCUUCCCAAAAAAAGUAGCACUAUUUCUGCAGACGUUUUAAAUCUCCUGAAACAACCUGAUAUCAUUAAUCAGGAAGAUGAGUCUGAUGACGAUAAUAACGAUGACGAUGAUUAAAAUUACACUAACUUAAUAAAAAAAAA